AUCAAUAAGAUAAUCCAAGCUUGAUUAUUACUUGUAUCAUAAUAAAUAAUACAAAGUAUGUACAUGAUAACAAUCCAUCUUAUUUUGACCAAGAUUAUCUUAUUAUUAUCACUUUGAAAAAACUCUCUUGUAAAAUUGGUCAUUAAUCAGCUGAAUUAAAAACGUGAAGAAAUUUAGAAAAAAAUUAACGAAGAAAAGCAAAAUGGCAAUGGUAGGAGGUGUUUCAGAGAAUAAGGGUUCAGAGAACAGCUUGGAGAUCAAUGAACUUGCCAAAUUUGUUGUUGAUGAGCACAACAAGAAACAGAAUUCAAUGCUGGAGUUCCAAAAGGUUGUAAAUGUGAAGGAGCAAGUAGUAGCUGGUACGUUGUAUUACAUUACUUUGGAGGCAAAUGAUGCAGGAAACAACAAUGAUAUUCAGUACUAUGAAGCUAAAAUUUGGGUUAAACCAUGGUUGAACUUUAAGGAGUUGCAAGAUUUCAAGUUUCUUGGGGGUACUCUGCCUAUAGAUGGCUGUUGAAGAAUGAAGCUGUUCAUGACUUGAUUCAGGACAGCUAAACAGCCUGAACUUCUGAAGACCUGAACAUCUGAUUAUCAAAUAUGU
Molecule: messenger RNA, 601 nt
Organism: Chenopodium quinoa (quinoa)
Lineage: Eukaryota; Viridiplantae; Streptophyta; Magnoliopsida; Caryophyllales; Amaranthaceae
Product: cysteine proteinase inhibitor A-like
Exons: 4
Coding region: 203-517 (104 amino acids)
Molecular function (GO): cysteine-type endopeptidase inhibitor activity
Source: RefSeq, a predicted model, not a curated record